GAUCAUCAGGCCUUGGAACCAUCGUUCCCACCUAUGCCUCGACCAGCUUUGCAUCCGUCGCAUCCAAAGCCCCAUGUUUCCUUUUAAGACGUAAGACUGGCACGUAACGAUGGGAAGUCAGAAACACAUCACCAACAACAAAACUACUUUCUCCCGUCAGAGCCUCAAAGCGGCACAAAUGGCUAUCAAAGACGCCGCAAAAGGCAUGGGAACCACGGACGAUGUCGGCAGCAACGCCAAAGCGCACUUCGUGUUCAUCCCGUUGAUGUUCCAGGGGCACCUGAUCCCAGCGGUCGACACCGCGCUGCUGCUGGCCACCCACGGCGCGCUUGCCAGCAUCGUCGUCACGCCGUCCAACACCGGGCGCAUCCGCCCGACCAUCGACUUCGCCCGGAAGUCCGGCCUGCCGGUCCGUCUCGUGGAGCUUGCGCUCGACUGCGCCGCGGAAGGGCUGCCUGACGGAGCCGACGACGUCGACAAGGUGCCAUCGUGUCUCUGGACCAACUACUUCCGCGCCGUGGCGCUCCUCCGGGAGCCACUCGAGCGCCACCUCCGCGCUCACGAGCCGUACCCGACGUGCGUCGUGUCGGACUUCUGCCACCCGUGGGCCAAGGAGCUCGCGGCGAGCUUCGAGGUCCCAAGGCUCUGCUUCUUCAGCAUGUGCAGCUUCUGCCUCCUGUGCCAGCACAACGUCGAGAGGUUCAACGCGUAUGACGGCGUCGACGACGACAACGAGCUGGUCAUCGUGCCCGGUUUGGAGAAAAGGUUUGAGGUGUCCAGGGCCCAAGCACCGGGGUUCUUCCGGGGCUUCCCCGGAUUUGAGAAGUUAGCGGACGACGUCGAGCAAGCGUUGGUUGAGGCCGAUGGUAUCGUCACGAACAGCUUCCUGGAGAUGGAGCCGGAGUACGUCGCCGGCUACGCGGAGGCCAGGGGGAUGAAGGUGUGGACUGUCGGGCCUGUGUCUUUGUUCCACAAUCGCACCGUGACACUGGCGUCGAGAGGGAACACCGCAGCCAUCGGCGCUGACGAGUGCCUCCGGUGGCUCGACAGCAAGGAGCCCAACUCCGUCGUGUACGUCAGCUUCGGGAGUAUCGCGCACGCCGAACCAAAUCAGGUCGUGGAACUCGGGCUCGGGCUGGAGGCGUCGGGGCACCCGUUCAUCUGGGUGGUCAAGAACGCCGACCAACACGGCGAUGAAGUGAGCGAGUUCCUACACGAGCUGGAGGCCCACGUCGCCGGGCGCGGUCUGCUCAUCAGGGGGUGGGCGCCCCAGGUGCUGAUCCUGUCGCAUGCGGCCGUCGGGGGCUUCGUGACGCACUGCGGGUGGAACUCGACGAUGGAGGCGAUCACGGCCGGGCUGCCGGUGGUGACGUGGCCGCACUUCUCGGACCAGUUCUUGAACGCUAAGUUUGCCGUGGAGGUGCUGGGGAUCGGCGUGAGCAUCGGGGUGACAGAACCGGUGAUGUACCGGGUGGAUCAGAAAGAGAUCGUGGUGAGGAGAGAGGUGGUGGAGAAGGCGGUGAGGAGCGUCAUGGACGGAGGAGGCGAGGGUGAGGAGAGGAGGAUGAGGGCUCGGGCGCUCGCGGCGCAGGCGAGGUCGGCCGUGGAGGAGGGCGGGUCGUCGCACGCGAACCUGCUGGAUUUGAUCAAGAAUUUCGAGGUGGACGCAGGAUGUGACGCGACUGCAUGAGCAUCACAAAUGUUCGAGAGCGCGAACGGUUUUUGUUACAAAACGGCUUGUGUGCAUCUUGACGGAAUGACGCCUUUGCUCGCCAGGAUGACGACGGGCGAACUUUGUUUGUCAUCCAUGCAUAAUAUCAUAUAGUAGCGUUUUGCUUUCGUGUUUACCAUUUCAAAUCUUGUGCUAUAUUUGUGUCGGCAACUCAGCAUGUACUUCCCGCUGUGAGAGUGAGUCAG
This is a messenger RNA of Phragmites australis (common reed), 1917 nucleotides long. Its product is annotated as UDP-glycosyltransferase 73C6-like. Bases 110 to 1690 code for a protein of 526 amino acids. NCBI's taxonomy places the organism in Eukaryota, Viridiplantae, Streptophyta, Magnoliopsida, Poales, Poaceae. The transcript has a single exon. The record is from RefSeq and is a predicted model, not a curated record. Gene Ontology annotation, molecular function: UDP-glycosyltransferase activity.